This is a messenger RNA of Lycium barbarum (goji berry), 1161 nucleotides long. RefSeq lists its product as uncharacterized. Lineage: Eukaryota; Viridiplantae; Streptophyta; Magnoliopsida; Solanales; Solanaceae. The record is from RefSeq and is a predicted model, not a curated record. The transcript has a single exon. Bases 1 to 1161 code for a protein of 386 amino acids.
AUGGAAGUUUUUAGUCACUUCUCUGAGGUCUCAGGCCUUCAGGCUAACAUGGAGAAGAGUUCUAUCUAUUUGGCAGGGGUAACUCAGGAGGUGAAGGAUCAAAUUGUAGACGAGAUGCACUUCACUGUGGGUGAGCUUCCGUUCAAAUACCUCGGGGUGCCACUCUCAUCAAAGAAGUUAAAUAUCCAACAAUGUAUGCCUUUAGUUGAGAAGAUGGUGGCAAGAAUUAAAUGCUGGACCACAAAAUUUCUCUCUUAUAGUGGUCGACUACAACUCAUAAAGAGUGUCCUCUUCGAGAUGCAAACAUACUGGGCACAGGUAUUCUUGUUACCAAAGAAAAUCACUAAGCUGAUUACUAGUGUGUGUAGGAAUUUUUUAUGGACUGGGACUGCUGAUACAUCUAGGAGAGCUCUGGUAGCAUGGGAGAGACUAUGUUUACCGGAGUCAGCUGGAGGGCUCAAUAUCAUAGAUGUGUAUCAAUGGAAUAGAGCUGCUAUCUGCAAAUUACUCUGGGCUUUGGCUGCUAAAAAAGAUACACUGUGGAUCCAAUGGAUUCAUAGUUUUUACAUCAAGAAGAGAAACCUGGAUGAGAUGCUAACCCCACCACAAGCUAGUUGGCUUGUGAGGAAAAUAUUUGAUGCAAGGGAAUGGUUGAAUACGACUAAUACCUUCGCUACACUACAAAGCCACUGCCACAAAGGUAAAUUUAGUAUCAAAAGAGCAUAUCAAUCGUUCCUACCUCAAUGGCCAAAUGUGACCUGGAAAGGAAUUACAAUGGGAGCAAGCACUGUGCCAAGACACAAAUUUAUCACUUGGCUUGCUAUUCAACGUCGACUGGCCACUGUCGACAUGCUGGAGAAAUGGGGCAUUAAAGUGAAAAAAAAAUGUGUACUGUGUACCUCAGGCAGAGAUGAGACUCUUGAUCAUCUGCUAUUUGACUGUGCGUAUUCAAGCCGUAUUUGGAACUCCUUAUUGAGGUGGAUGGGUAUAAACAGACAGCUUACAAAGUGGGAAGAUGAAGUCAACUGGCUGGCACAACAGAUGAAACACAACCGAGCUAGAGCAGAGAUAUUGAAGUUUUUGUUUGCUGCAACUAUAUACAAUGUCUGGAUCGAGAGAAAUUGCAGAAGGUUCCAAGGGGUAUCACACGAAAGCUCAUAA